CCCCAUGCUGCAGGGAGCCCAGGGAGAGAAGGUACCGGGGGGCGCCUCCUAACAAAGCAGGGUCCAGGCUGCCCGGAGCCCCCGGCCGCCCCGGGGAGCAGCAGGCUGCGGGCCGUGCGACCGGGUAGGGAGGGCUGCCAGGGCGGACCCGGGCACAGCCGAGCCGAAGCUCCACCAAGAGCAAGGAGCAGAAAGGAAAGUUUCGAAAUAGCAUCCGAACGAGCGCCAAGGACCGGAGCGAGCGGAGCUCCCCGCCUCGCAUCAGCCCCCGAUGGUGCAUCCGAGGGGCUGCGUCAGAGAUGUGAGCGUCCCCUGCCCGCUGCAUGGAGAGGGGUGAAGGCGCAGAAACCCCUCGUUAUUUAUUUAUUUAUUGGAAGCAAUGUAUGGGUGACACCCAGAAGGCAUCUGAGCCUGAAAAAAACCUAACCACCCCUGGACCCAAACGAGAACAAGAAGAAUGAGACAGCAGCCUUGACCCUACACUGAGAGGAAGGUGAGCAGAAAGAAAGAAAACACAGAAAAGCCAUGCAAGCACCAAACCUGUAGAUUACUGCAGGUCUUUUUUGCUUCACUGAGGACAAAUAUUUUACUGACAGCCAUGCAGCAUAAAGGCAUCAUGCUGAUUGUGUUCUUGGAAUAUUUUAUUUCUGGACAUGGGGAAGCAGAUCCUGUGAGGCCACGAGCCUUCCGCUGCAAUGGCCACGCCUGCAACCCUCCCGUGGGGAACCUGGCCACAGGAAGGACACCAGUGACCACCACCACGUGUGGCCAGAACAGCACAGAGCUCUACUGCUCCUACCCAGACCAGCACCUCCUCCACCACGUCUCCCUUGGCUGCGGGCAGCCCCGCUGCACCAAGUGCAACACCAACCAGCCCGAUAACUCCCACCUCCCUGCUGACAUGACAGAUGACUUCUUUUCAAACCCCAUCUCCUGGUGGCAGUCUGCCCAAGGGGUACAUAGAGAGGAAAUCCGACUGGACUUUGAAACAGAAUUCUACCUGACCCACGUCAUUGCUGUGUUCAAGUCACCUCGCCCGGCUGCAAUGGUGUUGGAAAGAUCCCAGGAUUAUGGGCAGACUUGGAGGCCCUACAAGUAUUUCUCUGUCAACUGCACAGCUACUUUUGGGCUCCAGGAUGAUCUCAUUGAGGAAGGCUCCAUGUGCACUUCCAGGUAUUCAGAUGCAGUGCCCUGUACCAGAGGAGAGGUGAUUUAUCGUGCUUUGAGUCCGGCUAACAAGAUCGAAGACCCUUACAGUCCUAAGGCUCAGGAUCUCCUGAAGCUCACCAACCUCCGCCUGCUUUUGUUAAAAAGACAGGAAUGUCCAUGCCAUGGCUCAGGACUGGUAGAGAAACCCCAGAGAUUUGCCCACUAUGCCAUUUAUGACCUGAUCAUCCGGGGAAGCUGCUUUUGCAAUGGGCAUGCAGAGGAAUGUGAGCUUGCCAACAGGACGGGAGUUACAGAGAACAUGGUCCAUGGGAAGUGUGUGUGCAGACACAACACAGCAGGGGACCACUGUGAGAAGUGUGCUCCGCUCUACAAUGACCUGCCUUGGAAGCCAGGAGAUGGGAAAACAGGGGCACCAAAUGAAUGCAGAAAGUGUCGCUGCCACAACCACGCCAAGAGCUGCCACUUUGACCUGAGCGUGUGGCUGGCCUCGGGGAAGCGCACUGGGGGGGUCUGUGACAACUGCCAGCACAACACGGAGGGACAUCGGUGCCAGAGGUGCAAACCAGGCUUCUACCGAGACAGAGGGAAGCCCAUGUCUUCUCCAGAGGUCUGCAAACCCUGUGCCUGCCAGCCCAUGGGUUCAGCCAACGCCACGUUCAGCAGCAGCUGGAGAUGCCACCCCCGGACUGGAUUCUGCUACUGCAAACCAGGAGUGGCGGGUCCCAACUGUGACAGGUGCCUCGUGGGCUACUGGGGCUUUGGAGAGCACGGCUGUCGCCCCUGUGACUGCGCCAGAGACUGCGACCAGCGCACCGGGACCUGCUUCAAAGGCUAUGACAGUGAGCCCUUCUUUAACAUCCCCAUCGGGGGACGAAUCCCUGAUCUCGCCCAAACACCAGGCAAUGACAGCGAAGAGGAGUGGAGAUGGAAUGACCAUGAGCAGGGAUUUUCUGCACUGAGGCACCCAGAAAAGUGUGUGUGUAAAGAAAAGGUGCUUGGAAGCGUCAGUGACUUCUGCCAAAUGAAAUAUGCCUAUGUAAUAAAAGCAAGAAUCCUAUCUGCUCAUGACAAAGGGACCCAUGCAGAAGUUGUUGUGAAAGUGAAGAAGGUCCUGAAAUCAGGCAAAGUGAAAAUUGAUCGGAGCAACAGAAGCAUUUACCCAGAAUCCUGGACCAACAGGGGCUGUACAUGUCCCAUUCUCAAUCCUGGUACUGACUAUCUUAUAGCAGGCCAGGAGGACUCUAGGACUGGCAAACUCCUUGUGAACAUGAACAGCCUGGUGAAACCCUGGAAGGCAUAUUUGGGAAAACAAGUAUCAGAUAUUCUUCGAACUGGAUGCAAAUAAUUUCUGCUUCAGAAAUUACAAUUCUGGACUUUGCCUUUUAGUAACACUGCAGGGAAAGGUGUAGUUAGUUCAUGCAUUUCCAUUCAACAUGCUCCUAGCUGAAGUGAGGAAAACAGACUUGCCAUCUCUCCUUUCAUGUGCUUAGACAGGAAACUUGGGACAUGACUACUUUAAAAAAAAAUGCACAGCCUUAUCAUACAAAAUUGCCUAGUGCAUCAUAUAUAGAUCACAAGUCAGUUCUUCACCUGAGCCUGAUUCCACCCAGAAUCAUUUUACAAGGCAAAACUGAAGAUAUGGAUUAGUGUUUCCAUUCUUCAGGUCAGAGUUUGAUAUGCAUAAACUGCUUUCAUAACACAUUCAUUACUGGGGUGUAAUUUUCUUUAUAAGAGACCCCUAAAAGGCAGCAAUUUCUUUCAGCUUUACAAGUGGCAUAAUACUAAAUAGGCAUAUAAGAGAGCUCAGGCUGAUUUACCAUCAGACUGCAAUUAUGCCAAUAUAAUGGGCUGCUUUCUAGAAGACAAUAUUAUCCCACUGCUGACCAGAAACAAACAUGUGGCUUAUCUUGGGACAGUGUCCUUUAGAAAUGUGCACUGCUAUCAUCAAUGCUUAGUCCUGAGCUCUGCUGCAGAAACCACCUUGGCUUAAACCCCAUUCCAAAUCUCUGCUGUAGUACUUUGUCUGUAACACCACAAAGGUUUCAGAGCAAUAACCUAAAUAAGCCUUAAUUACAGGAAAAAGCCGAAGCACGAGAAACUAGUAGCUGCUCUACUGUUGAAAUUGUGACACUACAAAAACGACAAAGCAGAAACAAGAGGUGAAUGGCUUGGCUGGACCAUGUAUCAAAUGAGGUGAGCUGUAGUUCUGGGAGAGCAACCUGGCUAUUCCAGCUGUGCUCAGGACCACUGGCCUUCGAUUGCACUUAGUGCUUUCAUUGUGCUUUAUUUCUCUUGGUCACACUUCAGGGUAAGAUGUUGAAGCUCUGCUUCCUUCCCAUAGUGCCUGAGGAUUAUUUCUCCCUCUGCAAAAGUACAGGAGUGGUAACAUCUGCACUCCCAGUAAAAUUAGUCCUGCUCUGCAAAAGCAUUCUUUCUAAAUCAUUUUUACCCUAUAGUAUUCAAGAGGUAGCUACCUAAAUCCUUCCCUAACACAGAAUUUUGAGGAAAUUGUAGUUUGAGACUUGUGUGCCCUGUUUAAGGACUCACAACCAAAUGAAGAUGGUUGGAGCACUCUCUCUUCAAUUAAGCAGAAAUUACAAUCAGUCAAUGGGUUACAGAAAAAGAGCAAGCACAAAUGCUACUUUUGCAUAUUUCAAUUGCAUGUCUAAUUUUUAAUGCUCCUAGGGAAGAGGAGAUGUUUUAAUUUAGCACUGUCUGAUUGGUAAGUGGGAUACCUAGAAAACCCUAACACUAAUGCAGAACGAUGGAAUUUGCAACCUACAACUUGGGCCAUUGAUUUGUUCUCUCUACCACUGAGAACAUAUAAAUUCAGCUUCUUCCAUUUGAUUUACUGCUGUUUUACUUUGAAUUUCACAUUGAUUGAACAGCAGAAAAAUCCUCAGCUCAUUUGGAAAUGGAUGACAGGCAGAUCUUUAGAAAAAAAGAGCUCCAAUUUGUUUCCCAACAAGAUACAAACAGUGUUUCUAGUGUUUCUUCUGCCCUCCUUUUCAGGAAAUUUCCCUUCCUCCAUUACUUUCCUCCUUUCACUUCAAUAUUUAUUUGUUGUUACUUAAAGCGGUAUCCAACGAUGUGGCAUCUCCAACAAGCUAUUUAAUUAAUGCAAUAAAACACUUUUUAACCAAGACAACUGGCAGAAUUUGAAAUGUCAGCCUUAUGAAAUUAGGAGUCCAGCAACUGCUUUCUCUACUGUCUACAGAAACUGUCUCACAAAAAAAGAUUAACUAGUUCUCUUUCAAAUAUCACUAAAGACCUGUACAUGAAUUUACAGUCUGAUCUCAAAGGGCCUCUCGCAAGAAAUGGAAUUCAAGUGUAGGUAUAGAAUUAAACUAAGGAACAUGCUUUUCAACAGAGGCCGUUUUACUUGUAGGGGAUCUUAUUUAAUGACAAUGAGGAUAUUCCCUGUUGGUUUAUAGUCUGCACUGUAUUAAAGCAAACAUCUCUAUUCUACUUUUUGUGCCAGACUGGUGGUUUUGUGGGGAGGGUAAACAUCUGCAUAGUUCUCUUCUGCGAAUGAAAGUUAUUUUUUGACACAGUCAUUUACUAGCAUUACUAGCAACUGCUAGUAGAAAUACAACUUGGAACAAGAAUAUUGAUACCGUGGUGUGUUUUCUUGGGGCCUAUGAUAAUAGUGAUUAAUGACUACCAAAUGAAACACUGUGCUAUGCAAACAAGAUAAUCAAUACAUCACACAUUUCAUACAUUUCAGGUAUCUCAAAAGCAUUUGAUAUAUACACAUAUCUUUCUCUAAAAUUAACUGCAAUUUGACUUUUUAUUGGUAUCACUACUUUUGCUAAUCAGGCAUCUCUGAGUUCAUGGAGAAGAAAAAUGAAAGAAUAAAGUUUUGACUCCCUCAGAGCUACCCUGAGCAGUCUUUGUUCCGCAGUGCUACAAUCCAGGUAGCCUGUCUGAAAAUAAGAAUCUAAAUAGAAAUGGAUUGCACAGAUCACAUUAGAACAGAUAGUGAUGAUAGGAAAGUUUAAAUCGAUCAUUGAGACUUCAGAGAGGAAAAGAGCUAUUUUCUUGUGCAGGGUACAUGAAAUGGAAAUGAGUGCAAGAUGACAACUGACGUCCUAGGAAAGGCUGUUGCAUAUCUGUCAGAACAAGCAAGCAGGUUGUACAUAGUGAAUUAAAAGAGCUACCACAGAAGGCACAGUAUUCUUGUACCAAGAAAGAAUUGGGUUCUUUGGACCUUUGUACCAUAUCCUCGUGACCUUGUGACUUAGCUGUGUCUUGGGUGACACAGUAAGACAAAGAAUACCAGUGUGGACAAAAGGAUGAAUUUGCCCAAUAUAAGGUGGCUGGGCAGCUUCUUUUAGUACCUGUAAACUGGAGCCUGUCUUUAGGAAGGCCGUACAAACACUCUACAGCAUCCAAACAGGCAAAGUGGCUCACAAGCAACAGCAACCCCAUACCAAAAAGCAGCAAUGAUGUAUUUCUUGGAAGUCCUCAAUAAGGAUAAAAUAAGAGCCUUUACUCACAAGAAAAGAAGUCUGGAAAGCUGUAGAAAAUUUCUAACAGGGCAAGUGAGAGUUUGAAGCAGUAGACAUAUCUCUUCAAAAAGCAGCAAAUUCAGGACUGCUAGAGGUCACUGCAGCUCUUGCUAACAGCUGUGCAGCCUGUGUAUCCAGGAGCAGGUGACCCUUCUGGCAAUGUGGAUUGUUACAGCAUCAAUACUUCAUUAAAUGGUCAUUGAGUGCUGAGCCCUAACUCCAAUAUACUGACAUAUUGCUAAUAAUGCUUCUCCAGUUUUCUGCUCCCAGCAAGCAGUGAAGAGGGAAAAUUUACCUACACAGCCUGUGCACUGCCCUUCUCAGAGGGGCUCAUGCUAUAAAGACUAAGUUUUCUCUCUAGCAUCUACCAUGUCUCAUAAUUUUUCCACAGUGCUUGAUGUAAGCUUUUCUUGAAUUAAUGUAAUUCACAGGAUGGGCACUCUCAAGUCCACCAAACCUGGAAAAGCUAGUGUUGCUUAUUAUGUGUUGUAGAAAUUUUAAUUUUUUAAACAUACUCAGAUACUUCUAUUGACAUGAGGUUUAGGAUCUAUUUUUAAAAUUUUAAACCAUGCAAUUCUCAAACCAGAUGCACAUUAAUUCUUUUUUUGUUAAUAAAUCACAAAUAUUCCAAACAACAGGGUCUUGCUUUGGUAAGAGUUAGAACAGUGACAGGCUAAUGGAGGAGAACAUUUAGUUAAUAAGGCAACCAUGAUACAUUCUUUUUCCCCUAAGCAACUUACCAAACCCCAUAUAUUUGGUAUGAGAAUAUGCACAGAUGAGAAACACAAAACAGGCAGUUAAUCCUUGUAAAGGGUAUGUUAAUUCAGUAACUAUUCAAACCCCAAUCCUGCAAAAUUUCACAUGCGAGUAUCGCGGAUGCUUAAUUCCCGUAAGAAAUACACACAUGAACUUGUACUGCUCUGAGAUCUAAUGAGGUCUAAAAAAAAUACUUAACAGGUCCUAAAGCUGCUCCCUUACAGAGAGCUGACUUGUGGAAUGCAAGGCAUGGAAAUAGAGGUGCAUGACAGGUAGGUGAGAAAUGCCCUAUUUAUAAAAGUUCAGAAGUCAGGCAGACAGAAGUUUGCUAGUGGGAGUCUCCGUUCCUAAAACCAGGCCAGUUAUUACAGAAACGUAUCCUUGCAACUCUCACUGUAACUGCACGAACACUUCAGGGAUCUGUGUGUUCUCACCUUAUCUCUGUAUUUCUACUAAGAAAGCUCUACCUCUACGAUGCAGUCCUUUCUCUUCACACAAUAUUGACCUAAUAAAUAAUGUCAU
Prinia subflava (tawny-flanked prinia) is the source of this 6959-nucleotide messenger RNA. Its product is annotated as netrin-4-like. The transcript is spliced from 10 exons. The record is from RefSeq and is a predicted model, not a curated record. The coding region runs from base 599 to 2515 and encodes 638 amino acids. Gene Ontology annotation, molecular function: protein binding. Gene Ontology annotation, cellular component: laminin trimer. Gene Ontology annotation, biological process: animal organ morphogenesis; tissue development; cell migration. NCBI's taxonomy places the organism in Eukaryota, Metazoa, Chordata, Aves, Passeriformes, Cisticolidae.